Molecule: messenger RNA, 1827 nt
Organism: Seminavis robusta
Lineage: Eukaryota; Bacillariophyta; Bacillariophyceae; Naviculales; Naviculaceae
Source: the annotation of a GenBank genome assembly
AUGAGCAGCGAGGAAAAGGAUAUCCCACCAAACCACAAACCUGAAAACAGCAACUCCAAACUUACGAUGCUAACACUCAAUAUGGAACAACCCAAGAAGCCAUCUUCCCUUCUCGCAGCCGCGCUCAAGACGGCUUCACCGCAGUUCGCUCAUGACUUGGCGCGGAAUCGACAGCUCGAAACGCCAAGGGCUCCCAUGGUGACGAGUCCACUUCAAGCGAGACGGGCGGUCGAGGAGCGCCUUCCCCCGGCCACCCUGCACCCACGAAUCUCCAUCAUUGGUUCUGUUGACUUUUACAACGACGAGAGCCCUGCUCUGUGUGAUGCCAUCGGAAAGGCAUUGGCCAGACGAGUCCCUGACUGCUGUUUGAUGACAGGUGCCAAUUCCAUCACCCAAGAGAAGACAGCUCUUGCUUUCAAGAAGGAGCUAGAAAGUAAGCAAAGGAGUCCGCGUAUCUUCCACCUAGCCCCGGAAGGAUUCCAGUGCGAUUGGGAGUUCGGAACCCAUCUGACAGCGGGGAGAAGCAUGGAAGAAAGGCGCUUCCUCCUGGCUACCCUGGCUGACAUUUGCAUCUCCAUCGAGGGCGGCCCAGGGACCGUAGAUGAGAUGGAGCAAGCCCUGCAAGCCGGGAAAAUCAUCAUCCCAUUGGGGCGGACUGGAGGCGCAUCCAAUGGAAUGUUCGGAGCCCCCACUGCGCCCAGACCUUCCUGUGUCGAGGAGUCCACUUGGAAGUUGCUUUUUGAUACCGGCGCCAGCAUCCAAAGCUCAGCCGACGCUGUGGUGUCCAUUGUAGAAGCCAUCCUGGAAGGAAACCACCCCAAGAACAACCACAAAACGCCUCGCUUGGCCCAAGACGCUGUGGAGGUUUUGGGAGAAGCCAUUGCCGAUGCCGUCGGCGUCACCUACACGAAACGCCCCACGGUCAGCAAGGACUCGCCCGCGUAUGUGGAACCAACGUUGUCUGGCUGUGCUCACCGGGUCUUUCGGGGGAGUAAUCAUGUCACUUCAGGAGACAGUCUUGGUGACAUUUACUUGGGGCCGAAAUCAGCUGCCGGGCGGUCGGCUUUGUCCGAUUUGCAGGCCGCGAACAUUGGCGGUAUUGUCAAUUGCACAAACACAUUUCCUUGCUACCAUCAAGCCGGCGGAAUCCAAUACUGCACCGUAGCGGUCAACGAUGAAUGCGGGGCAGACAUCUUGACAUUCUUGGACGGAGCCACAAACUUUCUGAACAUGGUUCUCUCGAGAGGCGCCAGCGCAUUGGUGCAUUGCGAAAUGGGAGUUUCUCGCUCCUCCACCGUCGUCAUGGCCUACUUGAUUCGUUUCCGGAACAUGACACGGGACGAAGCAUACCUGCACAUCAAAGCCAGGCGUCCGCAAGCUAGCCCCAAUCCGGGCUUUUGGGAGCAAUUGAAUCAAUUCGAAAAGCGAUGUCGCGGCGGAAAUGAUGGCGCGCCCGAAGAAGGAGGGGCAGUGUUUGAUGCCGAUUGGGCAAAGACUUCAAAUGCCGCGUUUGCGACCUGCCGCGAAACGCCAGAGGUCUUGCGGGCCAACCAAGCCCACCGGCGCCUUCAGGACACGUCGAGUGAAGACCAUGAACAACUACUUUCCGUAUGCCUGGACUUCGUGUGGGGUAGAGGCGUUUUAGAUAUUGACCUGGAUUGGCUCUCUUUCCUUUGCGACGAACUGGACCAACGAAAUGAUAGGGGCUGGUCAGCCUCCACGGUUCGGGGCAUUCUUUUCGAUCAUAACUCUGAAUUUUCAGGCAUAUGGGCUGGGGAAGUAUACGAGCACCAAAUCCAAAAAGUGCUGCGCAAAUUGGAAGGAUAG